Messenger RNA from Scheffersomyces stipitis CBS 6054, 1119 nucleotides. RefSeq names its product chromatin DNA-binding HSP70/DnaK family ATPase. The transcript has a single exon. Gene Ontology annotation, cellular component: EKC/KEOPS complex; cytoplasm. NCBI's taxonomy places the organism in Eukaryota, Fungi, Ascomycota, Pichiomycetes, Serinales, Debaryomycetaceae. The record is from RefSeq and is a predicted model, not a curated record. Gene Ontology annotation, biological process: tRNA threonylcarbamoyladenosine modification. The coding region runs from base 1 to 1119 and encodes 372 amino acids.
AUGACAGUAGAUCUCGAUAAAUACGUGAAGCCUGGUAGAGACUAUUAUAUUGCACUUGGACUAGAAGGUUCAGCCAACAAGUUAGGAGUGGGAAUUAUCAGACAACCAGUGGGCCAAUUGUCGCAGACUAACCGAGCAGAAGUCCUCCUGAAUGUUAGAGAUACAUAUGUCACUCCUCCAGGAGAAGGCUUCCUUCCUCGGGAUACAGCCAGACAUCACCGAAACUGGGUAGUGAGAAUUAUUAAAAGAGCAUUGAGCGAAGCCAAAGUCACGGGAGCAGACCUUGACUGUAUUUGUUUCACCCAGGGCCCUGGAAUGGGUGCUCCAUUACAGAGUGUAGUUGUUGCUGCUCGUACAUUGGCCCAGUUAUGGGAGUUGCCUCUAGUUGGAGUAAAUCACUGCGUGGGCCACAUUGAGAUGGGAAGAGAGAUCACCGGAGCCGACAACCCCGUAGUUUUAUAUGUCAGUGGUGGAAAUACGCAGGUGAUUGCAUAUUCUAAACAGAGAUACAGAAUCUUUGGAGAAACGCUUGAUAUCGCCAUAGGGAAUUGUUUGGACAGAUUUGCUAGAACACUCAAGAUACCGAACGAGCCUGCGCCAGGAUACAACAUCGAACAAAUGGCCAAAAAGGGUAAACAUUUGGUCAACUUACCUUAUACUGUAAAAGGAAUGGACUUGUCAAUGUCUGGGAUAUUGGCCCAUGUAGACGGCUUGGCCAAGGACAUGUUUGGCAAACAGGGUAAAAAGCUCGUAGACGAAGAAACAGGAGAACUUAUUACUGCGGAGGAUCUUUGCUUCUCUCUUCAGGAGAUCUUGUACUCUAUGUUGGUAGAAAUCACAGAACGUGCUUUAGCCCAUGUGAAUAGUAACCAGGUGUUGAUUGUAGGUGGUGUAGGGUCCAACGAGCGGUUACAAGAGAUGAUGAAGUUGAUGAUCCAAGAUAGGAAAAACGGCCAGAUCUAUGCCACCGACGAAAGAUUCUGUAUAGAUAACGGCAUAAUGAUAGCUCAUGCCGGGUUGUUGAGUUACAGAACCGGUCAGACAAACGACCUCUGGAACACUGUCUGUACACAGAGAUUCAGAACUGACGAAGUAUUUGUAAAAUGGAGAGAUGACUAG